Messenger RNA from Zymoseptoria tritici IPO323, 1674 nucleotides. RefSeq lists its product as uncharacterized. Lineage: Eukaryota; Fungi; Ascomycota; Dothideomycetes; Mycosphaerellales; Mycosphaerellaceae. The coding region runs from base 1 to 1674 and encodes 557 amino acids. Gene Ontology annotation, biological process: regulation of DNA-templated transcription. The transcript is spliced from 2 exons. Gene Ontology annotation, molecular function: DNA-binding transcription factor activity. The record is from RefSeq and is a predicted model, not a curated record.
AUGUCCUACUACCUUUGGGAAGAGGCUCCCACCAAUGAGGAGUUCUUUUCCUCCUACUCAAUCAGCGGCUUCCCACUACAGCACGCUGUCACCACUCCUGCCAUUGGGAUGCAAGCGCAAGCACAACCUCUGGCAACAGGUCCGCGAACUUACAGCAAUGCUUCCAUGCAACCGCCCUCCUUGUACGGUCACGGUGUACCCGACUCUCAUAUCGAUUUACGAGACCAGAUCUCUAUUCCUCGAACGACCAUGUUCAACAACACGCCGCAGAACAGCCCCGGGCGGCCAUCGCUGUCACACUCUCAGGCUUCGUACGCCGCGACCUCACCGUCUCAACACAGUCCAGGACAGCGUGUCCGCUGGCCAUCCUUGACGGACUCGCAGCCAGUCCAGCCGCCACUUCCACAAGAGCACCAACACCAGUCAUCACGCAUCCCGACGGGCCAGGCGCCAGCUUCCGAAGCCACUUCUCAACAUCCCGUCAACGGCGGCACAAAGCCCUCGCGAGUGGCCAUUCCUCGCUACAGUCGCAGCGACUCGAUUCAGACCAGACCGUCUAUCAGCCGCGCAGAAUCAGGCGAUUCGCCUCAGUCUGUUGUCAGUCCCACCAAUACUGUCGAUCAGCCUGUCAUGACGGCUCCGACGGGUCCAAUGACCAAAAGCGUGGCAUUGCCCAAUCGCCCACGUCCUGGCCGAAAGCCGAUUCCAGUCGCAGAUGCACAAGAUCGUCGCCGCAAUCAAAACCGUCAAGCUCAGCGGAACUUUCGCGAUAAGCGUCAGCAAAAAUUGGAGGAGGCUACGAUCGAGCUGGAACAGUUGAAGCACAGUUAUCAGGAGGCGAUGAGGACAUGGCAACAGCAAGAUGAAGACAAUCGCCAAAAGCUCAAUGCUGCUCUCGAGCGCGCUGCACGUGCCGAGGAACAGCUCAGACUCAUCACUGAGCGUGCAGAGAAGUUGCAACAGCAAGCCCAGAGUGCCCAAAACCCGCUGCUCUCACCGUCCAGUAUUGGCACUUUCCGCACUGGCGUGGCUGCACCGACCACUCAGGCUCGUGAGGAUGUGCCUCCAGCAAGCUAUCCGCAUGAGGUCGACUUCACCAACUUCGGCCGGUCUCUCGCCAAUGGCUUCUCCUCUCGGAACGUCGCGUCGACCAACGACGACAGCCAGAUGGACUUUAGGAUGGACCAAGAUGAUAAAUGCGGCUUCUGCACCGACACUUCAAACUGUCUGUGUCGCCAAGCCGAAGCUGCAAAUGCGGAGAAAGCUAUUCAGGCUCCUGAGCCAGUGUCCGCACCGACCAUCACUCUUCCUGGUGGCUGUGAGAAAUGUCAGGCCGACCCAGAACGUGCCAGAGCCUGCAGGGAGUUGGCUUCCGCUACCCGCAUGACUAUGCGAGGAAUUGACAAUCCUCCACGUCCAAAUCUCGGAGACGGCGAUCCCAUGGAUACUUCUUGCUCCACGAUGGUUGAUAAGUUCAAUCAAUUCGGCGAGCGCACCGCAUCCAUUGCCGACCUGUUCGGCCGCCGUCAGAUGCGAGCGUACCCGAGACCAACGGGAGGUUACGAUCUCGAGGAGGCUGAUGCCGCUGAGGUACUGACCUCCUUGCAUCGCCGGCAUCGUGUGACCCCGAACCCAUCUCCGCCAAAUCCAAGGGAGGCUGCCGCGCAAUUUUGA